CUCGGCGGCGUAUCCGGAUAAAGGUCAAAGUCGGAUCAGCAUGGCCUCGGGCAUCACGCACGGCUUCCUCCGCGCCGUGGGGCGGACGCCCUUGAUCAAGCUCGGGUCGCUGAGCGCGCUCACGGGCUGCAACAUCCUCGCCAAGGCCGAGUUCAUGAACCCCGGCGGGUCCGUCAAGGACCGGGCAGCGCUCUACGUGGUCGAGGGCCAAGAGAAGGCCGGGCUUCUCGCGCCAGGGGGCACGGUCGUCGAGGGCACGGCCGGCAACACGGGCAUUGGCCUCGCCCACGUCUGCGCCGCCAAGGGCUACAACUGCGUCAUCUACAUGCCGGAUACGCAGAGCGCCGAGAAGAUCCAGGCGCUGCGCAUCCUCGGCGCCGACGUCCGCCCCGUGCCCGCGGUGGCGUUCACCGACCCGCUCAACUACAACCACCAGGCGCGCGCGUACGCCGAGAGCCUGCCCAACGCGGUUUGGACCAACCAGUUUGACAACGUCGCCAACCGACUCGCCCACUUCGAGACGACGGGCCCCGAGAUUUUUGCGCAGACGCAAGGCGACGUCGACGCCUUUACGUGCGCGACGGGCACAGGCGGGACGCUGGCAGGUACGGCGCUGUACCUCAAGGAGCGCAAGCCGGGGGUUCGCAUCGUACUGGCGGACCCGCCCGGUAGCGUGUUGUACCGCCACGUGCAUGACAAUGUCCUCGAGCGCACGGGCAAUGGCAGCAUCACCGAAGGAAUCGGUCAAGGCCGCGUCACCGAGAACCUCCGCGGGGCGCCGAUCGAUGACGCAGUGCACAUUGAGGACCACCGGUCGAUUGAGAUGGUCUACCGGCUGCUCAAGGACGAAGGUAUUUUUGUCGGCGCGUCGUCGGGCCUCAACGUGACGGCAGCCGUCGACGUUGCCAAGGCCAUGGGACCUGGCCAUACUGUCGUCACGAUCCUCUGCGACAGCGCCGCGCGGUACCAGUCUCGCCUCUUCAGCCGCUCGUGGCUCGAAGGAAAAGGGCUGCUUGCGGCCGUGCCCGUCGACUGCCAAUCGCUCGUCUCGUUGCCGUGAUCACAUUACUGGAUCUUAGUCUCGUUUUAUCGAAAGGGUCGAAGCCA
Messenger RNA from Saprolegnia diclina VS20, 1107 nucleotides. RefSeq names its product cysteine synthase. The transcript is spliced from 4 exons. Bases 41 to 1060 code for a protein of 339 amino acids. The record is from RefSeq and is a predicted model, not a curated record. Gene Ontology annotation, cellular component: cytoplasm. Gene Ontology annotation, molecular function: cysteine synthase activity. NCBI's taxonomy places the organism in Eukaryota, Oomycota, Saprolegniomycetes, Saprolegniales, Saprolegniaceae.